AUGACCACUUCUGCGAUGUCGGAAGACCAGUAUAUUCACAAUAUUUCUUCCAAGGAGAAAUAUCCCAACUACAACGCCGGGAUGACCAAAGAAAUGGACGAGGAGAAUGCGGCCGGGCAAUUGGAAGAAAUCAAUAACUUCCAACAAGGACUCCACCAGCGGCAUAUCCAGAUGAUCGCCCUCGCUGGCACUGUUGGCACGGGUUUAUUCCUCAGCUCCGGUCGUGCUAUCGCCCACGCGGGUCCGUUAGGAGCCUUUUUGUCAUACUCCAUUAUCGGCCUCGCUGUCUCAAGUGUGGUGUUUGGUGUUGGAGAAAUGGGUGCGUUAGCUCCUCUUCAAGGAGGCGUUAUUCGAUACUGUGACAUCUUCUUCGAUGAGGCACUCGCAUUUGCCAAUGGAUGGAACCAAAUAUACUCGUAUAUUGUGUCUAUUCCGUCUGAACUGGUCGCUUGUGCUAUCAUUGUCGAAUUUUGGAUCACUGUCAGCAGUGCUAUAUGGAUCACUGUUUUUGGUAUCAUCAUGGUUAUCACAGCACUGCUCUUCGUACGCAUAUACGGUGAACUGGAAUUCGCCUUUUCAACUCUCAAAAUCAUGUUGAUUAUCGGUAUCAACAUCAUGGCUCUAGUGAUCACCUGUGGUGGCGCACCAAAUCACAAAACCACAGGUUUUGAAUUUUGGAAGGCGCCAUAUGGUCCCUUUGUUCAAUAUCUCGGUAUCAAGGGCUCACUUGGCCGUUUUCUCGGAUUUUGGACCACAUUCAGCAACGCCCUCUAUGCUUAUUCAGGCAUUGAAAAUAUUACCGUUGCUGCUGCAGAGACCAAGAAUCCCCGACGGGCUAUUCCAAUGGCUGCACGACGUAUAUUUGUUCGAAUCCUGGUCUUCUAUGUAAUCACCAUAUUCACAAUGACUUUGGUUGUGUCAUCUGCCGACCCAGAUCUUCUUUCAGAGUCAGGAACAGCAGCCCAGUCUCCUUUUGUUAUCGCUGCCAGGAGUGCCGGUAUUAAGGUGGUGCCAUCGAUCAUUAAUGCGAUUGUCCUGACCUCGGCUUGGUCUUCGGGUAACUCUAAUAUGCUCGGAGGGUCUCGAAUCCUAUACGGAUUGGCUAUGCAAGGCCAUGCACCUGCCGUCUUCAAGCGUCUCAAUCGCUUCUCGAUUCCCUAUGUCGCCGUCGCCCUUUAUGGUGUCUUCAUGGCCCUCGGAUACAUGUCUCUCUCUAGUGGUGCAUCAACCGCCUUUACGUGGCUUCAGGACUUGGUAUCCAUAUCAACACUCGUCAAUUGGAUAACUCUACUGAUCGUCUACCUUCGCUUCUUAUAUGGAUGCAAGAAGCAGGGAAUCGAUCGCAAGCAAGAGUUACCAUGGGCAGCUCCAUUUCAACCGUAUGGAGCAUGGUUUUCUUUGGUCAUUUUCAUCCUUCUCUUCUUCACUGGGGGCUAUUCUACCUUCCUUAAGGGCCAUUGGUCAACAGAGACCUUUAUCAGCUCUUACUUCAAUCUUCCUUUCAUCAUUAUUGUUUACUUUGGGUACAAGUUCUGGAAGAAAACGAAGAUCAUUCCAUUGACGGAAAUCCCUAUUCGACCUUUCAUUGAACAUUAUCGACAGAACCCUGAGCCUGAGCCAGCUCCGAAGCGCGGGCUUCGGCGACUGAAUAUUCUGUGGUCCUAA
Messenger RNA from Penicillium manginii, 1665 nucleotides. RefSeq lists its product as uncharacterized. Bases 1 to 1665 code for a protein of 554 amino acids. Gene Ontology annotation, cellular component: membrane. NCBI's taxonomy places the organism in Eukaryota, Fungi, Ascomycota, Eurotiomycetes, Eurotiales, Aspergillaceae. The transcript has a single exon. The record is from RefSeq and is a predicted model, not a curated record. Gene Ontology annotation, biological process: amino acid transmembrane transport. Gene Ontology annotation, molecular function: amino acid transmembrane transporter activity.